Molecule: messenger RNA, 5182 nt
Organism: Dermacentor andersoni
Lineage: Eukaryota; Metazoa; Arthropoda; Arachnida; Ixodida; Ixodidae
Gene: subdued
Product: anoctamin 1
Biological process (GO): chloride transmembrane transport
Cellular component (GO): plasma membrane
Molecular function (GO): chloride channel activity; protein dimerization activity
Source: RefSeq, a predicted model, not a curated record
GUGGACUCCGUUUGUGAACUCUCUACGGGAAAUGUUAGGCAUGGGAACAUCAUAUAGUAUUACAAGUCCAUCAUGCUUGGAAAACGCCAAAUCAGCCAUUUGAAGAACAUGCCCGAUGCAAAACAUGGUCAGAAACAAUGAAAGAAAUGAACCUGCAAAGUGACAUAAUGGCACCACUGAAAAGCACUCCUUUCACUAAAAUACUUUGCAUACAUCAUAUUCAAAUUUGGAGCAAAUGUCCAGUCCGAAGUGUCUCAAGAUGUAUGCGAGAUAUCUUGAACAUUAUUAUUUUCAUCAGUUCCUCUACUUUUGAUGGACUAUGGUGCAGGAUAUGUAGUCUACUUCCAUGAAUUUGAACCUGACGAGACCGAUGAAACUGGUCGACUUAUGCUGCGGGUCGAAUCAAACAAAAGGCAGAAAAACCGCCGAAAGAAGCUGUCGAUUCACUUGGCAGCUUAUGUCUUGAAAGGCUCGCGGCUAUACAUACCUGUUAUGCGACGAGCCAUAGCAAGUGGGAAAAGGUCCCACUCUUACGCGACAUAGCACUUGUUCCUUAAUUUGCUCACGCACAUGCACCGUUUCCCGUCACAGUGUGAGCACCGAGGCGCCUAAUAAGUUUACUGGAAGGCCUUUGGAGUUCUAGGUAGACCCCCUCUCUUUUGUUAGGCGUCUCCUCGACUUUUGAAGUUUUUUAAUCUUGCACCUUCUUUCUUGCUAGCUUUCCCAAAACACAGAUGGUCUUUCUCCUCUUCUCCAUGCACAGCGCGUGCGGAUAAUUAAGGAAUGCGUACAAGGGCCCCGCCAAACGUCUCGUAGACGAGACACUUAUUGACGGGUGAAACGAGGGCACAAAUCGCCGCAGCAGCCCCAGAAACCACGUCGUGCCAGAAACAAUGGCUGCCAGUAUGCUUAUGAAGCGUCAGGGUGCUCGUGCUGUGACCGUAUACGUGGUGUGCGCUCCUGUAUAAUUAAGGAACGUGUACUAUGUCCCGUGACAGUGGCCCCUGUCCAUUCUUGGUAUGCUGCAAUAAAUUGCGCAUGCCUCACUGCAUUACAUGGCUACACUGCGGCAAAGCUGACCAGUUAAAUUAGAAUUAUCCGGAGAAGGUCAAUUUUGAGAUCGAUUUGAGAUAGAUAGAUAAACUUUAUUAAAAGAAUAAUCAGAAAAAACGCUAAUGGUCGGGCCCCCUUAGUCCAGGGCUCCGCUGGCUCUUGCCAUCUUCUCAGCUCUCUUUAUCAGUUUGAGCUGGUCGUCGAGGGCCGAGCUAGUGGACAGCAGUGCCUCCCAUUACUUAAAUGAUAUUGCCCGGAACGCCUCCCAUUGCUCCCUCGUGGUGUUUGAGAUCGAAAUAACGGAGGUUUGGGCCCAUAGAUAUGUAUGGGUGCCGGCCGGGACCUUUGGUCGGGAUCGAAGUAACUGGUGUCGAACUGACAGAAGGCUACUGUAUAUACAGAACAGGUUAAAAAUCAUGCACACAAAAAGGUAUGACAGACAAACAAAAUAAAAGACGUAAAUAAAGCAAGAAAUUCAAAACCAUGUCUCAUCUUUAAAUUCUCUGUCAUAUCUUUACUCAUGCAUAAUUUUUAACGCUUUGUGUUCUUUCAUGUGCUUCCACUAAAAAUUAGUUUCACGUUCAGCAUCGUAUUUCGUAGUCCCCCUGCUCUGUGUUGUGUUAGUGUUUUGCACCACCGUUCAAAUGGAACAUUGAUGUUUGCACAUAGUUUCUUUAGUGCUGUAGAACUGACAGUGCCUCAUGCUGCAUUCUUUAAUGCUCACAAUGGAGGCAAUGUAAGUCCUGUCUCACUGGUUUUGUGGCAAGAGUGAAUAGAAUCAUGGCUGCCAACAUCUGGCAGGACGCGCUGAAUGCUGAGCGUGCCGCCAGCGCUUAUGAGAGAGCACUAGACGAAGAAAGCGUGCUGGUGGCCCUGGGAGACAUGAAGCCGUCACCUAACGGGGACAGUGCCGCCCUGGUAGACGAGAGUGGGUGUGUCUACCUGAGUGGCUCAAGGCGCAAGGUGGACUUUGUACUGGCCUACUCACCUGCCAAGCACCAGGCCAUCCGGGACAUCUUUGAGGAGGAGCUCAGCAAGGCAGGACUGGUGCUCGAGCAUGUCCCACAGAAUCCGAGUGGCCUUUGCUUUGUGAAGAUCCAUGCACCUUGGGAGGUGCUGAGCUGUUUUGCUGAGAUAAUGCGCCUGAAGAUGCCUGUCAAGGAGCUGCCGAACCAAAAUCGCCUUGGCAGGCCAGUGAGACAUCCAAGAGUCCGAAGAUGGGGCUCUGCCAAAAAUGAUCGCGUUCCGGGAUUCAUUGGUCUGGUGGGUGGAGCUACUCAAGAAAAUCAAUCGCCAGGGUGUUGUUCCGAAGACUCAUCGUGGAGCUUGAGGAUGCAGGAGCAGAAUGCUAUGCUGGACUGUGAGCCUGUGGAAGUUCGUUCAAUGGGACGGCGUCAAAAGCAGUUUGCUGUUACGUUUUCUAUGUCCAAGGAGUACCUGUUCGACAUCCCCGAGCCGAAGGAGGACUUUUUCAGUGCAGCACAGAGGGCGCAAGUGGUGCACUUUAUUCUUCAGCGCAAAUCGUUCUCGCGCGACACCCAGCGACGCCACUUUGGCAUUGGCCGACUGCUUGCCGACGGUGUCUACUUGGCUGCUUAUCCACUGCAUGAAGGUGGCCCCGACCGCACCUCCGGUGAAGGAUUAGCAGCACCCCGCACACAACUUCGUCGCAAGUGGGCCUCAGUGCUGGCAUUAUUUUGCUACCAACCACUGGAUGAUGUGCGACGUUAUUUCGGUGUUAAGAUUGGCCUCUACUUUGCCUGGCUGGGCUUCUACACUACCAUGCUUCUGCCGGCAUCCCUCUUGGGUCUUGGCUGCUUCCUGUACGGUGUCGCCACAUUGGGCAAACAUCGCCCUGUACACGAGAUGUGCGCCGGUUCAGAGUCACGCCUGCUGAUGUGUCCGUUGUGUGACAAUGGCUGCGAGUACUGGCGUCUGCGUGACAGCUGCACACAAGCUCGACUGGGUUACCUGUCCGACAAUGGUGCCACGGUCGUCUUUUCAGUCUUUAUGUCGCUCUGGGGCGCUGCCUUUCUCGAACUCUGGAAGCGCUACUCGGCACGCAUCACUUACCAGUGGGACUUGUCUGGCUUUGACACCCUGGAGGAGAACUCGAGGCCCGAAUACCUGGCACGCUUGUCGCACCUUAAGAAACGUGACGUGGAGCUCAUUGAGCAGCAGGAGAAAGGCGGUGUUGAGUCCCUGUCAUUCUGGCGUAUACGCUUGCCCUUUGGCCUGCUGUCAGUGUCGGUGGUGCUGUUGCUGGUGCUGCUCGCCAUGGCUGCCGUUGUGGGUGUCAUUGUGUACCGCAUGUCAGUGCGUGCUACACUCGCACUGCAAAGUGAGGAGAUGUCGAGCUUCAUUCCACUCAUCACUUCCACCACUGCAGCCCUGCUCAACUUGCUGUGCAUCCUCCUCUUCAACAUGUUGUACACUCGACUGGCCGUCUACUUGACCGAGAUGGAGAUGCCGAGAACACAGACUGAGUACGACGACAGCCUGACCUUGAAGCUGUACCUGCUGCAAUUUGUAAACUGCUAUUCAUCCAUCUUCUACAUUGCCUUCUUCAAGGGAAAGUUUGUUGGUCGACCCGGUAAAUACAACACGUUCCUGAACUACCAGCAGGAAGAGUGUGGCCUUGGGGGUUGCUUUGUAGAGCUGUCCAUCCAACUGGCCAUCAUCAUGGUGGGAAAACAGGCGUUCAGCGCGCUCUCGGAGAUGGCGCUGCCUUAUGCCAUGCGCCUGUGGUCCCAUCGGUCAUUUCUGCGGAGCAGCAACAACGAGCACCAACCUACGCAGCCCUGGGAGCGCGACUACUUACUUCCAGACUUGGGCUCUACUGGCCUCUUCCACGAGUACCUCGAGAUGAUCCUGCAGUAUGGCUUUGUCACACUGUUUGUGGCUGCCUUUCCUCUGGCACCUCUCUUUGCACUGCUCAACAACGUGCUCGAGAUUCGACUGGAUGCACUGAAGCUGCUCAGCUCUUAUCGGCGGCCAGUGGCUGUGCGAGUCCGUGACAUCGGUAUCUGGUACCGUAUCAUGGACUCCUUGGGCAAACUGGCUGUGCUUACUAACGCGGUCCUCAUCGCCUUCACAUCGGACCUGGUGCCACGCCUCUACUACCGCUGGAAGGUGUCACCCACAGGAACCCUUGAUGGCUUUGUGGACUUCAGCCUGUCCUACUUUGAUGUGCAAGAUUACGACGAGGGUGUGCGACAUGGGAAUACAUCGGGCCUGCUGGGCUCUCGAUAUUGCAGGUAUGCUGACCACCGCACACCACCGUGGGUUGAGAACCAGUACAAGCGAACAUCACAGUACUUUGAGAUCCUAGUCUGGAAGUUUGCCUUUGUGCUACUAUUUGAGAAUGUAAUUGCAUUCCUGAUGACUAUAAUUCGCUGGAUUAUACCCGACGUUCCCAAGACCAUUCGGGAGAAGAUUCGAGAGGACAACCGGCUCACCAAUGAGAUCAUAAUCCUGCAGGAGUUACGUCGACGACACGUGGACAGCCUGCCACCAGUGGCCUGAAUGUUCACUGCUGGCACUGCUCUGCCAUUCCUGCCAAGUUCCUGUUCCACUUUGUGCAAUCGUCUGCAGCUUGUGUUGUGAAAGCAAACCGAGGCCCUUAUUGCAUCGGUGCUCGUGAUCAAAACCAUGGGAAAUGUUAAUGGACAAAGCUUGUGUUGCCAGAGCACUUUGUGCAGUGAUUUUAGUGUCUGGUCUCGUGAACAUUUUGUGUACCUGCUGCAAUAUCCUGUGUGUAAUAUCCAGCAAGAAAACAGCGCAUGCCAUACACAUACAGUCAGCUUCACGGCUUGAAGGCUAUGCUUAUCGCUCUCAAACUCAGGGUAACGCCAGCCCGCCUCGUGACUGAGGUUGCCUGCUAAAGCGUUAACGAUAGUCGUGCUUUUCUCGCUCACCUUAAUUGUUACAGACGCUGUUUACUUACGCAGAGUUUAUAUGUUGUGCCAACUGCCACGCAAGCGCUGAUUACACGUAAUCUCAAAUGCGUUAUAGACUGUGAGCAAACGCAGCACGUGAAACAAUUUUAUGUACGGCUUGUUACAACAGCGUGUCAUCACUUUUUGGCCUAAGCACUACAGUUUCUAUUAAAAGUGUGUCGCCACUCGGG